Meloidogyne enterolobii is the source of this 1443-nucleotide messenger RNA. Lineage: Eukaryota; Metazoa; Nematoda; Chromadorea; Rhabditida; Meloidogynidae. The record is from the annotation of a GenBank genome assembly.
AUGCCUCUAGCUACACGACCUCAUUUUAAUAACAACCAUAAGCAAAAUCAUAAAUCUAGCCCCUCAAUAAAGAGAUAUGAUAAAUCACACGAUGAAAUUUCGACAAAAUUCAAAGCAACGACGCCUCCAUCGGCUCCUAUUUCUACGGAUGAAAUCGGAUUCAAAUCGGGCCCAUCAACAAAUUAUUAUGAGCGAAAAAAUCGACCAAUUAUUAAAGAUAAAGGUCCAUGCGCUUGUGUUGAAUUAAUGAUCUCCGCGAGAACAUUGGCAGACCGGGACUUCUUUUCAAAGUCUGAUCCUAUAUGUAUCGUUGAAGAGAUGACUACUAGAUAUACUCGUGAAGAUUCUAAAAACGAAUUCGUGGAGAUUGGGAGAACAGAAUGUAUUAAAAAUUCAUUAAACCCCGUAUGGAAUAAGCGAAUAACUCUUGAUUAUUAUUUUGAAAGUAAACAGUUGCUUCGCUUCAAGAUUUACGACAUCGAUUCUGAAUCUGCAAAGUUGUCAGAACACGAUUUCCUUGGGAAAUGUGAAUGCGAAUUAGCAGAUAUUGUUGCAGCUCCGAAUGGAAUUUGUGAGAUGAAAGUCUUCUCAUGUAAAGAUGUUCCAAGACAAGGCGGUUUACUUCUGGUAUGUGCGGAGGAACUUGAUGAAGGACAACGUGAUAUUGUACACUUUUCUGUCAGAGGUGUUGCUCUUAACAGUGGUGGUUCAUUCCUUAGGAAAUGUGUUCUAAAUCCAAAUACAUUUUUGGAAUUCUAUCGACUUUUUUGUGAUGGAAGCCAUCAUUUGAUCGGAUCAACACAAACAUCCCUUAAUGCAUUGACCUCCCAUCAACAGAACCAACUUGAGUUGAUCAAAACAAAAAAGAAUAAAGGAGUGCCUUUAAAGGUCCCAAAGGGAAUUCUUCAUUUUAUGGAUGUUCAGAUUCGCAAAGAGUUUACAUUUCUGGAUUUCAUCGCUUCUGGGUUAGUCAAAUUUUUACACAAAAUUUUAGUGAAAACUUUCAGUUUGCAACUUGAAUUUGCUGUUGCCGUCGAUUUGACUGCCUCGAAUGGGGAGAUCUCCAAAUCAAGUUCAUUGCAUUAUGUGAACUCACAAUAUUUGAAUCAGUACGAAUGUGCUAUAUGCGCUGUAUUGGAAAUAUGUGAACACUACAAUCAUUCUAAAAUGUUUGAGACUAUUGGUUUUGGUGCCAAGAUACCACCAGCUUUUACUGUUAGCCAUAUGUUCCCUCUGAGGCUUAACAAUUUUGAACGUUCAGUUGAGGGAAUCCAAGGUGUAUUAGAUGCAUAUAGGUAUGCCAUUGUCAACACGCAAUUAUAUGGGCCAACUAAUUUUGCUCCGACAAUUCGUGAAUUUGUGCACAAAUGUCAACAAUUCCCUAGGGACGGUACUAAAUAUCAAGUUUGUCCGAACUUUCUAGCCUUACAUAAUGUUUACUAG